AUGGGAAGGAAAUUGAACGCCGUCCUGGCGCUGGGCAUAGCCUACAUUAUUGUUACCGCUGCUGCCGCCGUCGACGACAAGGGCCUCUCGUUGUCCGGCACCGUUGCAGCACCGGAGAAAGCGAGCUCCCUGGGCAAGGUCGCAGGCGGAAUAACUUAUCACCACGUGUGGCCGCCCAUGAAAUUUGGAUGGCGAAUAGUGCUGGGGUCAUUUGUUGGAUUACUCGGGGCAAUGUUAGGCAGCAUUGGUGGCGUAGGUGGCGGUGGGAUCUUCGUGCCGAUGCUCACCUUGAUCAUUGGCUUUGAUCCAAAAUCAUCGGCGGCCAUGUCAAAAUGUAUGAUCACGGGAGGUGCUAUUUCAACCGUGUACUGCAACCUCAAGCAGAAGCACCCAAAUUUGGACAUGCCAGUGAUAGACUAUGAUCUAGCCCUUCUCUUACAGCCCAUGCUCAUGCUGGGGGUCAGCAUUGGGGUUAUUUGCAAUGUCAUAUUCCCUGACUGGCUUGUCACAGUUCUCUUGAUCAUCCUCUUUAUAGGUACUGCUACUAAAACUCUUCGAAAGGGUGUUGAAACAUGGAAGAAAGAGAACCUAAUAAAAAAGGCAGCGGCAAGACAAUCAGAGCAAUCAAGUGAAGAAAAUGAGUAUACGCUACCGCCUACAGAACAUGAUGCUGCAGCUGAGAAAACAAAAUCCUCAGACGAAGCGGUAUCCAUUUGGAAGAACAUUUACUGGAAGGAGUUUGGCCUUCUUGCCUUUGUUUGGGUAGCAUUCCUUGCGCUUCAGGUCACUAAGAACUAUAAUGCAAUUUGCUCCACCUGGUACUGGGUAUUGAGCUUACUCCAGAUCCCAGUCUCCGUUGGAGUGUCCAUGUACCAAGCAGUAGGUCUGCUGAAGGGGAAGAGAGUGAUAUCAUCAAGGGAAAAUAAGCAAGGCAGCCCCAAAGCUCAUCAGCUAAUGGUAUACUGCUUCUUUGGCGUCACUGCUGGUAUCCUCGCUGGUAUGCUUGGCGUCGGUGGUGGCACCGUCAUGGGGCCUCUCUUCCUGGAGCUCGGUAUCCCUCCGCAGGUCUCAAGUGCUACAGCCACCUAUGUAAUGAUGUACUCUUCCUCCAUAGCCGUCGUAGAAUACUACCUCCUGAAACGGUUCCCUGUACCAUACGCUCUCUUCUUCAGCAGUCUGGCAUUUUUUGCUGCGAUUGUUGGCCAGCGGGUUGCGAGGAAGGUGAUUAAUUUAUUAGGGCGGGCAUCAUUUAUCAUCUUCAUAUUGUCCUUCAUGAUCUUUGUCAGCGCGAUUUCUCUAGGUGAAGUCGGCAUCUCCAACAUCAUUCACAAGAUGGCGCAGCACAAGUACAUGGGAUUCGGCAACAUUUGCGAAUAUGAUGCAUAG
Messenger RNA from Lolium rigidum, 1386 nucleotides. RefSeq names its product sulfite exporter TauE/SafE family protein 3-like. Gene Ontology annotation, cellular component: Cul4A-RING E3 ubiquitin ligase complex; membrane. Lineage: Eukaryota; Viridiplantae; Streptophyta; Magnoliopsida; Poales; Poaceae. The record is from RefSeq and is a predicted model, not a curated record. The transcript has 12 exons. Bases 1 to 1386 code for a protein of 461 amino acids. Gene Ontology annotation, biological process: protein ubiquitination.